This is a messenger RNA of Cynoglossus semilaevis (tongue sole), 1565 nucleotides long. RefSeq names its product eukaryotic translation initiation factor 1-like. Lineage: Eukaryota; Metazoa; Chordata; Actinopteri; Pleuronectiformes; Cynoglossidae. The transcript is spliced from 4 exons. The record is from RefSeq and is a predicted model, not a curated record. Gene Ontology annotation, molecular function: translation initiation factor activity. Gene Ontology annotation, biological process: translational initiation. The coding region runs from base 184 to 507 and encodes 107 amino acids.
UUCAGCUCGUCCUCAGAGACGGUCUCCAUUUUCCAGCGAGCACAGGAACCAGGCAAGAACCCUAUUGAAGACCAACGAAUCGGCCUAAAGCCAGACAGCUUAUACAGCAGUACAGCACGCAGUCAGCCGACCAAACAACUCUUUAGUCAAGUUAUUUUCCGAAAGGAAAGCAAAUCUUAUCGUAUGUCCGCUAUCCAGAACCUCCAAACUUUUGACCCCUUUGCUGAUGCGAGUAAGGGUGAUGCCGUGGACCACGUCCACAUAAGAAUCCAACAACGGAACGGCAGGAAGUCCCUCACUACUGUCCAGGGCAUCUCGGACAAAUAUGACAAGAAGAAGCUAGUCAGGGCUUUUAAGAGGGAAUUUGCCUGUAAUGGGACUGUGAUUGAGCACCCAGAGUAUGGUGAAGUGAUCCAGCUACAGGGAGACCAGCGCAAGCAAAUUUGCGAUUUCCUGCACAGCCUUGGUAUGGUCCAACCAGAACAGGUCAAGGUCCACGGCUUCUAGUAACUGCCCUUCUACUCAGGCAUUUGGAAGGCCAUUUACUCCCCCUUUCUAUCCCUUCACCCCUCUCCCCAAACUCCCCACCUGUCCCCACCCCCACUGUUGGGCUUCCUCUUCCUCCUCCACGCAGCUCCUAUUAGCCUCCACGUGAAUUUACCUCUGACCAAAACCAUGAGACUCUAUAAAACCAACCUCCGACACCAGGGGGCUGGCUUACUCUCGCAAAGACAUGCCACUGCAGCUCCACACAACAUCAGGGAUGAGUGGUGAUGCCCCUCCCACACAACACCCCCUCCUUUUUUGUUAAUUUUCUUUUAAAUUUUUUUAGACCUUACUCAUGCCAUAAUAAAGGCACAGUUGUUUCAUGUAACUUUUGUUUUUGAACUUUGAGGUUUCAAUAAAAAUGAGUCUCCAUACAGUGGGAGUGGAGUGCUGUGUGUGGGGGGAGGGGCAAUUCUUGGUGUCUAGUCACAGCUGUGUAGAUAACAAAAGCCAGGGAUGGAAGCUGGUUACCAUUUCCAAAAUCCCACUAAGAACACCUGUGUGCUCAGAUGGGCUGGGUUGUUGAUUUUGUUUUGUUUUUCGGUGGAAGCAGACAAAGCUGCUAGGUCUCCCAUCUGAGCAAGUCUCACAAAUGGCUGCGAUGGAGUGUCACCGUUAUGUUUAAAUUUGGGAGGAGGAGGAGUAAGGGCUUCGGGAAUAAAGAUGAUUCUCAGAGUGUUUGUUAAACCUGUUGAUGUGCUCUUAACUAAUAAGUGGUUAUUUCUGAAAAAAUUAGUCUCAAUAUUAGGAAUACAAGUACUGGUAUCACAUCUGCUCUAGGUACAUGUAGUAAAACAUCAGCAUAGAAGGCAACUAUGUCACAGGUAGCAGUCUAGUGUUAAAUUAUAUCUGAGUGGGUUAGUAGUUGACAGUUUGAAGGAUUUCUUGCUUUAAAAAGUUGAGUAAACCUUUAGAUAAUUUGUAGAAAUCAAGAUUUUAGAACCAUGGUCAGGUCACUGCUCCUGUGAAUGAGAGAAAAUGUUCUGCAAAUUCCACAUUCAAUAAAAGUCUGCAGUUGA